AUGGAAGAAGCCAACAAGGAAAACAAUCCACCACAACCACUACCAGUAAAAAAAAAACCAGCAAAAUAUUUCAGUGACCGUCAACCAGGAGAUAAAGGAUUCUCCAUAGGAAUCGUGGAGAGAUUCUCCAAAUCAAGAGGUGCGUACCUCCAGUACGUACCCAGCGACUCUGAGGAGUCGUCCGACUCCGAUGACGGAGUCAUGUAUGGGUGGUCCUCUGAGGAGGAGGAAGAGGCUCAGGACUGA
Molecule: messenger RNA, 246 nt
Organism: Auanema sp. JU1783
Lineage: Eukaryota; Metazoa; Nematoda; Chromadorea; Rhabditida; Rhabditidae
Source: the annotation of a GenBank genome assembly